AUGGGGAGCGCCGAGUUCGAAGACUUGGCCGAGAGCAACUCGCUCGUGGAGGACGAGAUCAGCACCUUGAUGCGAGUGCCAGAGCGCAUCUGCCGAAGCAUCGAGUACAGCAAGAUCGCCCGCGACAAGGACACUGUGGCCAGGGAUUGGGAGGGCUAUCUGGACAAGCUCUACACGUUGCUGGUGGCCUACGCCCUGGCCGGCACGGGCCGGGUGGGGGUCCUAUCAAGGCCGUGGCCAAAGAUCUUCAGUGUGGCAGAGCUCUACAUCAAGGCGCAGGGCACCGAGAUCCAGCGCCUCGAGGCGGAGCUGGCCAGUGCGGACGCCGAGAUCAAGGCGGCGAGCGAGCAGAAGGCUGCCACCGUGGUGAACGACACGGAGGUGAGAAAGCUCAUCGUGGAGGGCCUUUCCAAGAAAUACGGCUCGGCCCAGAACUUCGGGUCGGUGGACCGUGCCAAGGAGGUGAAGUGCGGAGCAGAUCUCGAGAGGAUGGAGCGGAUGCAUCAUCUCAGCGAGGAGUUCCACCGUGAUGACGACCUCUUCCUCGACUACUUUGAUGUGGCGGUGGACAUUUUCCAGACGCAGGUAGCGGAGUAUGCUCAGUCCGAGGUGGUGGUUCCUCAUGGCGCGGUGCUCCAAGUGUGCCUGGAGCUUCUGAACAGCACGCUGCGGGAUGAGUCCAGUGAUUGCGACGAGCUCUGCACCCAGUUCGAGAUGCAGGUGCGCAAGGUGUCGCAGCCGGGGCUCAGCACGCGCGAGGUGAACUUGGAAUCAGCGCGCGUGAAGCGUGAGCGCACCUGGCUGGCGCUGUCCACCAAGCAGUCGAAGCUCUUGGACUGCAUGGUGCACCGCACCGCGCUGAACCAGCUGAAGGCUCACCUGGACGGCUUGGACAACCGGGUCCUGGCGCUGUGGAAGGUGGAGAAGCAGUCCAAGAGGAGAGUCUUCCGGGCCGCCCGGCUGCUGCGAAGCCUGCGGGAUGAGCUCGCGGAGCAGCACAAGCGCUUGGACAAGCUGCUGCUGGCGCUGCAGAGCUCCGGCGCAGAGGUGUCGAAGAAGGAUGUGAGCCCAGAUCUUCGGGAAACCACCGACUCCGCGCUUGCCUCCAGCAUUGCAGCUUUGCGCUCCAAGGAGGCCCACGUGAAGCAGCUGGUGGCCAAAGUGACGUUUGCCAACGAGCUGCAGGCCAAAGUGAUCCUUCUGCUUCUGCAGAUGCAAAAUCUCUUCGACUCCUCGGUUCGCGAGCCCAUCAAAGACGUGGGCGUCACGCCGCAAUCGAGCUUCGGUGCCUCACCCCUGGGGAAGUUCCCCCGGCUCCACGUGGAGGGAGUUGCCAACGCUCUCAAGGGCCUGCAAGGCUUCUGCGAAGAGGAGAAGCGGAAGGGGAGCGAAGAGGACAACCGCCAGGCGCUGUGCAGCCUGACCAGCGUGGACCGCGCACUGCAGGAGACAGAGAACGUGGUGAACCGCACGCAAAGCGUGGUGCGGUACCGGCUCAUGCAGGUCCAAGAGAUGCUGAAGGAAGUGCCUCAGGGCCCUUCGCAGGAGCCCUUCGGCCUUGCGCAGACUUUGGAGACCUUUGGCACCAUCCACCUGGUCAAGAACUAUCUCUCGAAGUGGCAAGUUGCCGGGGAGCUCCAGACGAUUGUCGCCAACAUGCGCGGCUCCGAAUCGCAGCUAAAGGAGGAGAUUGUGCAGGAGGCGCGAGAGCUCAGCUUGCUAAAGGAGCAGCUGCUCAGCAGCCAGGUGAAGAGGUCGGAAUUGAUUGCUCGCCUGGAAGAGGCAAUUCAAAGCCAGUCCGAGAAGACGGUGGCGGUCGGUGACCUGCUGCAGGAGCUGCAAGCAGUGAAGCGGCAGGAGGGCACGCUGCAGGCCAAGCUGGAGUCCCUGCAGGCCCAGGAGGCCGAAAGCGCGCAGGACCCCUCCCUCGCCGGAGCGAAGGACCCGGACGCCUUUCUCCAGGCCACUGAGGGUCACUGGCGGCUGGGAAGACCCAGCCGCCCCAGUGGGAUGUGGCGCCAAUGUUGCGCCCAGCUGCUGUUGGCGCUGCUGGCGGGGACGAUUCUCUUCGCUGCCACAGGCCCAGAAGGCGCGCCCGGGGGCUCCCACUUCGCGCUGCUGGCGCUGUACCUCAGCGCCUCUUGGGGCGCCAAGCUGACAGCGCCCAUGAAGAAGUGGCCGCCUUUGCUGACCAUGCUGCUGGCUGGUUUCGGUUUGCGGAACCUGCCCUUUCUGGGUGAGCACGUGGGCAGCAAGGUGGAUCCUGAGGUGUCUUCCGCGCUGAGGCAGGCUGCGCUGGCCUUGAUCCUCACGCGCGCGGGUUUGGCCAUGGAUUUGGUAGCGCUCAGGCGCUUGCUCUGGGUGGCAUUGCGCCUGGCAGCUUUGCCGUGCCUUUGCGAGGCCCUGGUGGCAGCAGCGCUGGCCCACCUCCUGCUGGAGUUCCCGGCGAUUUGGGCGCUGAUGUUGGGCUUUGUGGUGGCAGCCAUCUCCCCGGCGGUGGUGGUGCCAUCGCUGCUGGCCCUGCAGGAGCAAGGCUACGGCGUGAGCACGGGCAUUCCCACCAUGGUGGUGGCAGCGGCCCCCCUGGACGAUGUCUUGGCCAUUGCAGGUUUCGGGAUCUGCCUGGGCUCCGCCUUCGAGAGCUCUUGGCUCAGCUACGCGCGGGCGCCCUUGGAGCUCGUGCUAGGCCUCGGCUCCGGCCUGUUGGGCGCCGCGCUGGUGGUGCUUCUGACGCCCGAGGCAGCGGAGAAGGCCGAGGCAACGGAGACCCGGCUGCUGUUGCUGCUGGGGGGCGCCUUGGCUGCCGCCUUCGGCUUGCGCGAGGCGGGCUUCUCGGGCGCGGCGGCACUGGCGGUCUUGGUGCUGGGCGCCGGGUGUGCAAGAGGCUGGGGCCCGGCGGCCAAACCGGUGGCCGCUGUCGUCGCCAAGCUGUGGACCAGUGUGGCGCAGCCACUGCUCUUCAGCCUGGUGGGGGCUUCCGUGGUAGCGGAGGCCUUGGACUCGCAGACGCUGGGCAGCGGCCUGGCGAUCAUCGCCGCCGCGGGCGCGGCUCGCGCGGCUGCGGUGCAGCUGGCGCUCAGCGGCCGCGGCCUGCGGCGGGAGGAGAAGCUCUUCACCGCAGCGGCCUGGAUGCCCAAGGCCACAGUGCAGGCCGCCAUCGGCGGCCUGGCGCUGGACCGCGUCGAGGCCGCGCGCGGCGGCGGGGAACUCGGCGGCGGCGCGCGGGAGCUGCAGAUGGCCAAGCAGCUGCUGGCCGUGGCAGUGCUGUGUAUCCUGGUGACAGCGCCCCCGGGAGCCGCGCUCAUCGCGCUGCUAGGGCCCAGGCUGCUGGACAAGGAGCCCAACGAAGCAACGGAAGGCUCAGGAGAGAAGGCCUUGGACGAGAAGACGCUGGAGUUGGAGGACGCCGUGCCUUCAGAGAAUGCAGGUCAGGCCUGA
Messenger RNA from Effrenium voratum, 3438 nucleotides. The record is from the annotation of a GenBank genome assembly. NCBI's taxonomy places the organism in Eukaryota, Dinophyceae, Suessiales, Symbiodiniaceae.